AAAAAAAUAGCCUUUCGCCUUUGUGUCGUGACAUUGUUUCGCUAAUUGCGCGCGAAUCUGAGCGCAAGAAUUCAAGAAUUAUUCUCGAUCGGUCGUCGUUUCUCUACUUGCUAAUAGCGCGAUUCUGACUGCGACUACAGAUAGCGAGGACAAAUUCUAUCUGGAUGACGGCAGUGAAAAAGCGCGCUUGUCGAUGCUCGCGAGACGCCCUCGCCGAUCGGGGGAGGAAUUGAUGGAAUGUUUGAUUGAGGAAGAAUCGACGAUUGUGGGGAUCGGGACGAUUGCGGACGAUCGUUAAUCACGACUCGACAGCGAAGAUGAUUGCGCGGAAUCUGCCAGUGACGAGCAUUGAUUACGCGAUCAACGCAUUUGACGACAAAUUUGAGCAUCGAGCGAUCUAAUUCCGUUGGAUUGGAAGAUUCACUGAAUCCACGAACGGCGAUAAAGCUUCCUCCGCAGCCGCACGCACAGCUAUUCGAUCCAUUGACUUCGCCUAUUAAAAGAUAGAAGAGAUCCCCAGACUGAUAAAAUAUCUACCGACUGAUUAAACGGGAUCCGUCGUGGCGCCGAAUUUAUUCUGACACCAUUGAUUCUAACGUCAUCCGCUUCGCGAUCGAUUUAGUCUUGAUCGAAGAUCAGCACAAAGUCGCCUUUCACAAGAUACACCUAAACUAUCGUCGAUUAGCCUAAUUACGAGCGAGGACAACUUCGAAAUUAUUCAACAGCAUCCUCGUUUGCGCCGAUUUAUCUGAAUGCAGGAGCACUGUUUUUUCUUCUUUCAAGAGACUAAUAGAAGCGAUUGUAAAGACACGCGAUCCUCAUUCGAGGAAUUCUCCUGGGAAUUGAAUCGACUUCAAAUGAGUUGAUCCCGACAAUCGAUCGAGCUGAGAGUCAAGCUAAGCAAGUGAAACCGAACGAAUCUCUUGGGUUAAGGCUCGAUUAGUGAUAAAGUUACCGCAAAGGUCCGAAUCGAGAUAUAUCGAGACAUAAUCGACAUUCUCGCUCGUUGGUCCUCGGUAAAAGGGGACCGAUCGUGGACCCUGGUGGUGUCCCGGGGCCGCAGAUGGGAACUGGUCUGCUAGAACCCGGCAGGGUGAUCAACCCCGUGCAGCAACAGCGACAACAAUUGGACGAGUUCCCCGUCGACGUCAUCUGCGAACGUCGUCGUCGACCACGAGGCCUCUUCUUCUCCCACCCGAUUCGGCCGCGCAAAUCCGAUCAAGCUGGAAUUGAUGGAGUUGGAGAACAUCGUCGCGAACACUGUGUACCUGAAAGCGAGAGAAGGCGGUGGUGACAGUAACAAGGGCAAGAGUAAGAAAUGGCGGAAGAUACUUCAGUUCCCACAUAUUUCCCAAUGCAUCGGCCUAAAAGAUAAACUGGACAUCAGGUACGGCUAUGUGGUGGACCAGCAGCCGAUCGGGCGGCUGCUCUUUCGACAGUUCUGUCAGAACAAGAAACCGUCCUACCAUCGUUACAAUCUGUUUCUGGACUCGAUCGAGAAGUACGAGAUCGAGCUAGAUGAAAAUCGUAUCGAGCUGGCGAAGGAGUUGUUCGAGCAAUAUCUGAAGCGGGAGGGUUCGGAAGUGGUUGACAUCCUGAACGAUUCCCUGAUCUUGCAGUGCGAGGCACGACUUAGCACUGGUGGUAAGGAGCUCUUCGUCGAGGUCGCGCAGACCGUGAAGAAUUUCCUGGCUGGCGAACCAUUCUCGGCCUUCCUCAACAGUUUCUAUUUCUACAGGUAUCUCCAAUGGAAAUGGCUGGAGGCGCAACCGGUGACAUACAAGACCUUCCGGAUGUAUCGAGUGUUGGGCAAGGGCGGUUUUGGUGAGGUCUGCGCUUGUCAAGUGCGCGCCACAGGUAAAAUGUAUGCGUGCAAGAAGUUGGAGAAAAAACGUAUCAAGAAGCGGAAGGGCGAGUCGAUGGUGCUGAUCGAGAAGAACAUCCUGCAGAAGAUCAACUCCAAAUUCGUCGUCUCGCUCGCGUACGCGUACGAGACGAAGGACGCGCUCUGUCUCGUGCUGACAAUCAUGAACGGCGGCGACCUCAAGUUCCACAUUUACAACAUGGGCGGUGAACCAGGUUUCGACAUAAUUCGCGCCCGAUUCUAUGCGGCCGAGGUGGUGUGCGGGCUGGAACACCUUCAUCUUCAGGGUAUCGUCUACAGGGACUGCAAACCAGAGAACAUACUGCUGGACGAUCAUGGUCACGUGAGGAUAUCCGAUCUCGGUCUUGCGGUGGAGAUCACUGAGGGCGAUAUGGUGCGUGGUAGAGUUGGCACGGUGGGUUAUAUGGCGCCCGAAGUGAUCGACAACGAGAAGUACACCUUUUCACCGGACUGGUUCAGCUUCGGUUGUCUAUUAUACGAGAUGAUUGAGGGUCAGGCACCGUUUCGCGCCCGCAAAGAGAAGGUCAAGCGCGAGGAGGUCGAUAGACGCGUCAAGGAGGAUCAGGAGAGGUACUCACCCAAGUUCAGCGAAGAAGCCAAGAGUCUAUGUCAGCAAUUGCUGAAGAAGAGUCCGAAGAACAGACUCGGUUGCAAAUGCGGCCGACACGGGGCGAAGGAGGUGAAGCUCCAUGGUUUCUUUCAGUGUUUGAACUGGAAGAGGGUCGAGGCCGGUAUGUGGGAUCCGCCAUUUGUGCCGGAUCCUCGUGCGGUUUAUGCCAAAGAUGUUUUGGACAUUGAGCAGUUUUCCACAGUAAAAGGUGUCAAUUUGGACGCCACGGACGAUACCUUCUAUAGCAAGUUCAACACUGGCAGCGUAUCCAUUCCAUGGCAAAAUGAGAUGAUAGAGACUGAGUGUUUUAAGGAGCUGAACGUACUAGGUCCUAACAACACGCCCACCCCAGACUUAUUGGUAAAUCAUACUCCGCCCAACAAUGAGGACAGAGGUUGUUUUCCCUUUCGGAGAAAGAGAAAGCAGAGCGCUCGUACAAGGGAGGUGCCACUGUCAGAGUGUUACCUGCAAGAGUUAUCGCAGACGCAGAGCUCAGAAAUGCCGGCCAGCUGAUCCAGGAUGAACGCAAGUAACAGCCUGAAUCGAUCGACGUCGUCGCCGUUUCGACACUGUUGCCGCGGCUGACGACGACGUAUGUCCAGACGCUGCUGCCAGCGGCUGCUGUGAUAAGAGCAAGCCGAUCUCUGAUUUUUUCUGUCGACAGCAUCCGAAUUCUCGGUAACUGUUUACGAACGCGGCUACACGGCUCGCUUAAUGGGAAAGCACUGCGACUGCGAACCUAAAGCGUCAUGGUUCCCGAGACAUUCUCUUGGAUUCAUUAGAUCGGGUCUGAUUGGAUCCGCGCGACAAGAAUUCGCGCAAUUCUACAUGCGUACACGUCUACGUAUAAGAUAGUCAUACACGACAUAUGCCAGUAUUGUAUACAGUCAGGUGGUAGGUAUAUAUUCGUUAUUAAAUAUAUCUUCCUCGGGCACGACACGCACUUUUGUGCGUAUAUCGACCUGCUUUAUUGAGCCUCGAUGUGUCUCGAUUUAUGAAUCACAGACGAGGAUUUAAGGUGGCAUAUAUGCAUAGAUAAUUAUUUUAUUCGGUAUGAUGACAAAAUAGGUGUCAUUUUCCAAAAACGAAGGAAAUCUAUAAGUUUCACAAUAUCUUAUUUCUCAUUAACCAUGAAAUGCUCGAAAUUUUCAAUCUCGAAUUUCGGCUGUAUCUAAGUUGAGAAGUAACUUAGGAGGGAUGAAAAAAAAAACGUAUAUUUAAGUGUACAAAAAUGCAAGCGGAUGUGCAAUCAUUUGCGUAUGUAAAAAUUUUUUAUAUGUACUUACGACAAUUUUUUUAAAAUUGAGACCACGUAUAUAUGUACAAAAUUAAUUUAUAUGAUACAUUGAUUUAUUUAAAGAGUGCUUUCUUCGUCGCAUUUAUACGAUAGAACUUUUUUUUGUAUCGCUUUAUUUUUAACGAUCUAGAGAUUCGUUGCCGUACCAUCGAAAGAAUCGAAGAGCAUCAUUUUGAUGCGCGAUCAAUCAAGUGCGAGGAAUCGUAUAUGUGUGAGUAUGCCGCAAUAUAACUUUAUUUAUAUUCGAAUCGUUUUAAGUACUUUCCGAGAAUCUCGAAACGCACUCACUUGAUCUAGUUUUCGGUCGAUCCCGAUAUGCAGUUUGUAAGGCCGUAUUGUCGGAAGCGAUUAAACUAGAUGGCCAAGAACUUCGGGUCGUAAAUUUCGGAACACGCGCGAAUGGCUUUUAUGAUUUGAUGAAUAUCGCGCUCGAUAGGAUCUGAGAUGAAAUUCGCGUGUUGGCCAAAAUAGAAUAAGACUGGCGCGUAGACGAGCGAUAACGCGAGCGCGCACGUGGAACCGACAGGUCAUAAAAGAGCACGUGACCUGGCGCUCGCUCGUUCCCGCGGUGUAUCGCGACGUUAAGCUACCGGUAAACGGACACCCGAUACCACCGCGGAACAAAUAAACGUUCGCGUGCACGCUCGCUCGUUUAUAAACGUUAACUCGAUACAUAUAUACUAGAGGUUGAAGGCACGUGCGUGUAAUGUGAAAGCGAUGCAGUGGAAUUGAUUGGCGCCGAGAAGGAUAUAUUGAUAAGGCAAUAUUGUCACAAAUGUGGUGACAUCGAAUAAAUUCAAUAAAAUGACGAAUAAAAAUAAAUGUAACAGAAUGUUUCCGGUUGUUUCACGUUUUCGUGAAAUAACAUGAACAAUUCGCGUCUGCUCGGAUGUUUUUAACACAUUGUACGAUUUUGGUUUAACCGCGGAUUGGCGUUAUCGCUAAUUCACAUAAAUGGGCAAAUGUCCAGAAAACAAGGAACGAAGGAUAAUAAACGGGAAUUGCGUCUGUCGACAGUUUCGAGCGUUAUGAUCGAGCGACAUUCGAUAUCGUUUAGUUUAACAGUAUUUUUCAAAACGUAAUUAUAAUAGUCGCGUAUCAUUUCUCAGUAUCUUUAUCUUUUCAGUAUCUUCUUUUAUCUCUUGAAGAAAGACGCGAAAAAUUUCACAAUGAGUUGAUCCAGUAUUCAAUGUCGACUUGGAUAUAAUAUGAUUAGAUACAGUUUUAAUAAUAAAAUAACAAUUCUAACAAAUUUUAGAGAGAACUAAACUCUUAAUCUGUCAAAUAAUCUAUCGUUAAAAUUAGAUUAAAAUCGAAGAUUCCGGGCCAUCCUACUUAUCGAAAGAAAUGAUACUAUUAUAAUAUACUAAAGCUUCAUUUUUAUUACAAAGUAUCUGAGAUUUUGACGAUUUAUUUUCUGUCGCGUGGCAGAUAAAUUCCUGCGACACUUCAGUAAUGUUGUCUGAGAAACGAGCGAGGAGAUUUCGCGAAUCGCGCGACGGAUCGGAUUAACGACACACUUUCGGACUGUUUGCGAGCACUUUGGCUGUACUCCAAUCGUGAUUCGCGUGCCAACGAUUGGAGUUCUUUGGCUAUUACAUAUCUGACAGAGUUGUCGCGGGCCACCGUGCCGAGAAUGUCGGGUAACUUUUCUUUUUAAUGCAUCUCGUAAACUGGGAUGCGAAUGUCGAUGCACUCAAAAUUGCUCUUCUUAAUCUCAUUGAGAAUCUCUGUGACAGGAAUCGAUUCGCUGAUAGAUUCGCACAAAAGAUAAUAUCGCAGAAUCGAUCGAUAUUAAAAGUAAUAGUAAAAAUAGUUUGCAAAAUUGUAUUUUUAUCUUAACAUUUUUAAAAAAAGAUUGGCUCAAUGAUUGUUGCGUGAACAUAUAGUAAUUAGUCUUGAAAAUCUGCUAUCAGACGUUAUAUGUGUAGCUUUUCCUCGAAAAACGACAAAGAGAUAAUUAGAUGAAAUUAUUAAAUUAAGAUAAAUGUUUGAAGAGCUCAUUCUAGAUUUACAAGCGGCACAAAAAGUGUAUAAGAAUUUUCUUAUUUCCUUUUUAUUCGUAAAGGAAUUAUUGUUAGCAAGAGAGAUUACACAAACGAGAUCGCACAAACAGGCUCACGCACGCACAUAUAAAUUAAUGCGAAUUGACGAAAGGUAUACGUAUAUCGAGAUUUUCAAGUUGUAUUUUUCAAAUUGAUAAGCAAGAACGUGGAUAAAUUUUUGUGGAACAAAUUAAAAAUUGUGCAUUUAUUACCACGACAUUAUGCCACUGAUGAAACAAAAAUAAGUUGCAAAAUUCAGUUGUUAUUAUAAUGCAACGAUUCACAAUAAGAAGCACAAAUUGCGUCUAGCAAUCGCCGUACGAACAAUACUCCGAACAAACUUCUCAUGGCUCUAUGUAUUGUCAAGAUAAUUACUCUUUAUGAUGAUUAUACGCUAAAAUAAGUAAGACUAAUUUACUGAGAACGAAACUGAUCGAAGAAUGGAGGUCAAAUGUCUCGGUUAAGUAUUAGGAGAAUUGAUCAUUUCUUAUGUUAUGUUUAAAUAUUUUCUCUUAGCAUACAUAUGCCGGAUUUAUAAUAUUAAACAUGCACAUUUGAAGAAAAAAUUAUUAAAUAUUAACAUAUCAUAUUUUGAAAAAAAUAUCGCAAAAGAUGUUAUUUUAGAGAGAAUUCUCUCUCUUUGUUUUGUACAGGUAAUUUAAAACGACGACUUUAAAAGCAAUAUUUCUGCAAACAAAAAAUUCGAGAUCUCUUUCUCUCACAAUUCAGAGCAUUAUUUUUGAUACUCGGCUGAUAUUUGACGUCCAUUUUUCAACGCGCAAGUAAUAUCGGACAUUGAAAUGAUAGGACAUGUACAUCUAACAGAGAACAAUGACUGGAGUGAUUUAAGUUAACUGCUAAUUAAACUUUCCCGACGUCGAUUCUUAUCACUGAUACAUAAUUUACGUAGUAAACAUGUUAUUCUAUCGCACACGCUGUAACGAUUAUGUCAACCGGCUCGACAUCAAAUGUGUGAUAAAGCAAGUGUGAAAAACCCCUCUCAUCAGAUAAAUCGCGAAAUAUGCACUCGCUCAUGACGCACUAUGUCACACGACAGUUCUCUCAUCGUCGACGCGGACGCGAAAGCAUUACUAUUCGUUAAAAUGUAAACAGAAAGAGAAUAUUUUUUCUUUAAUUUGGUUUAAAAAGAUUUUAAAACUAAUCUUAAAAUUUAAAGAUUAAUUUGCAGAUAGAUAUUUAAUUAGUACAAUAACUUAUAAAUAAAUAAAUUAUUACUUAAUUGUUCAUACAAAAAUGGAUCUUCAUCUAUUUUUGUGCGGGGAGAUACUUUAAGCUGCUAAAUAUUCAAAAAUUAGCGAUGUUCAGUUUGCAAAAUUUUACUUAACGAUAUAAUCAAUUUGUGAUUAUUUGCGAUUGAUCCUCUCCGCGUCGGCAAAACACUUUAGAAUAGAGAAUCUCUCGUUAUCUUUUAACUGUGAUUUCUCGAAAUGUCUUCUGUUUAAUCCUGCUACAUUUUUAAUUUAUAUCGAAUGGUCCAGAAAUAUUUUUUAAGACAUUAUUUCUCUUGUUGCGCAUUCAUCGUUUUAUAUCAACACGUGUAAGAUAUUUCGAUCUAAGAUCUGUUACGAGAUCUACUACAGUCUACAAUAAUUGUAGACUACGCGAUGUUCGACUAUUAUACAUAUAUUCAGAAAAUACCAAAUUAUUUAAUAAUUUUUCUAAGUAAGUAAGCGCGUAACUUAUUCACAUAUAUAUAUAUGCAUAUACAUAUAUAUUUUUGCCUAUGUAUGUAACGUAGAUAUAAAUAGGUAUAUACGUAUAUAUACGAUAGACUGCUCUGAAUAUACUUUUGCAAAUAGCAUUUGCUCCUCUUGUAAAAUUCAUAUUUAAAUUACGCAUCUGUGUAAGCAUUUCAUUGGCGCGAUUACAUAUACGAUAUGUGGAUUAGAGAGAUAUUCUGUAAUUAAAAUCUCAUCUAAAGAGGAAGAGAAUCUUACUUUGGAAAUGUCAGAUUAUAUAUCGCUCUUGUUGCCUGUACAUAAUUAUAUUCGCACGCAAUUGUCUCGAGCAAGCUCGAGGCCAAAUUUUCUCUAAUGAUGAUGGAUUAAUUAUUGAAUAAUAAUGAAAAAAAGGAAUGUUUAACUUAAAAAGAUGGAUAUGUAUAUCCUCCGCGUUAAUAUUUGUCGUACUAACAUUUGGUAAUUCCAUUCCAUUUUGAAACGCGAGUCUUUGUCCUUAUCUUUACAGGAUAUUGAAAGGAUCCUGAAAGAAUAAUUAGAUGAUAGUUAAAUGCCUGAACAGGUACGUUACUUGUGCCAGUUUGUCAUGUCUGUUGUAUGAGAGAGACUAUUUUGAAACAGGCUAAAAGUAUUAGAGAGCGCACAUGCGUCUUCAAAGACGAUCAAAAUCGAUCGCAGCGAAUGUGUGAAAAGCGAAUUGCGCGCUUAAAUUAGAUUCGUCCGAUUCUACGCGUCGUUGGUUAUAUAUAAUUUCGAUGACAGACAAUGACAGAUCCAAAUACCACGCGGUCUCCAAUAUGCCAGUAUAAUUUAGAAUUAAUCGAUAUAGGUAAACAACAGCAGUUUUAUUUUAGAUUACAUUUUAUAUCAAUCUUGGAUAUAUUAUUUUUUUCUGUCCUGUAAUUUUAUAUACAACGCGGCCCAUUGAAUAAAAAAUGUGGGAUCCCAAAUUAGUAUAAAAAUAAUAAAUUGUCAAGCCUCGAGAAUUAAUAUCGCUCGCGAUUUUUCCGAGGAUUCUCUUCGAACGAUGAUUUUGGACGAUGAUUUGUCGUGCAUGAUCUUUAAUCGUCCAUCGUCGAAGGAUUUAUAUAGGGGAUAAUAUAUAUGAGUAACAUAUUACGCGAGGAGGCCGAUAGUUCUCUGUGUAAAUACGUCAGUGAUAGUAAUAUCGAUAGGAAUUAAUUAAGCACGGGACACACAGACUAGUAGAUACUUGUAUGUAUUAUAUUAAUGUAAGACGCGAAUAAGAUAAGUCGCGUGUAUUCGCGAAACGGAGUUUCGCGCCGAGGCGACAUUUAUCGCUCUACGUAUCUCGUCUCCCCAUUCAUCUUUCCUCUCUCAUCCUCGACCUGUUACCGUGUCAACAUUACCUGUAAUAAACGCCUCGCUGCUUCAGUUGUGACGUCGUAUUCAUCAUGCCAAGAUAACGGAGCGUUGAUUGACUUAUCGCGGUGGCAUUAGCACGUGUAAUAGUAAUAAUAGUAGCAGAGUAUAUAUAAGUAACUGGGAAGGGGGAAUCGUCAAAAGAGCAAAUGCGACAUCAGAUAAUUGUGACACCGCGAUGUUUUUACACAGUGAUAAAAAUUGAUAAUUGUAAUACUAUUGGAAAAUGAUAAUGUUUUCGUAUUAAAAAGAACUGUAUGUUGCACGUAAUUAUAUUAUCGGUCUUACAUUUUUGCAUCUCGAUAUUACAAUUAUUUUGCGAUUAUUCUUGCAUAAGCUAUUUUUGUGCAAUGCAACGUUACGCCUGAAGCAGGCUUAGAUCUUUAUUAUUAUACGACGGCGAUGUCAUUGUAACGGGAGAUUAUCGCAAAUCAACUCGUUACAGAGUUAGUAUGUAAUUAUUAUCGCGACAUCGUCCCACUGUAGAUCAUAGCGUAUAUUUAUAUAUUUUAAUGAGGCGAGUUUCAAUAAACUCCCGCACGCACACAGACACACGUACACGAAGACGCGUUAGAGGUAUCUAGUUUAAUCAUUAAUCGCGAGUUUUUCGCGCAAGCCCGUCGACGGAAGGACAAAUUGUAGCAAUAUGAAAGCCUAACGAAGCGUCUUAAAUUAUUAAUUAAUGAUGUAUGCGCGAUUAUUUGUACGCUUUGUAUUCUUCCGAUUUAUCCGCUCCAGAAAAAAAUAGCGUAUCGGAUGAAUAAACGUUGGUCAGUGAUUAAUUAGUAAUUUGACAGGCCAGGUAUUAAUUCGUUUUUAUAUACGUAUAGUGAAAUCUUCGCGCGAGACAGAUUUCGAUGUUUUUUUUUUUUUUUUUUUUAAUUAUUAUUAUACGAUUUAGCGACGUAAACAAUUUACGUAAUAUUUUUAAAUUCGGAUUUUUAUUAAGUUUUAAGUAGGCGAACGAUUCGUUACGCAAAUGGACAAUCCUGAAAAGGGAAUCGAACGAGAUAAUGUAAAAUAAUAUUCUGUUCUAUACGGAGAGAGCCAAAUGAAUAUUUUUGUUUUUUACAACUUCGAUACGUUGUACAACCGCUGCGGAAAAGAAAAGUUAUAUAAAUAUUAUAAAUAUAUACAUAUAUAUUAUCGUAUGUAAGUUAUAAAUACGCGCGGGCUUACUGUAUUUAUAACUUAUAUGUUUAUACAUGCAAAAUAUAGAAACCUAUAUAAUCAGAGUCGUCGUAAUCUCGUUGAUUUCGUCUUCGUUGUUUGCUUUUGUUCUCCUUUCCGCAGGUAAACGAUCACUAUACUCGCAUCUGCGAGAAAAUCAAAACGACGGUAAUUUUUGAUGAGCCCGUUUAUUUUUUCCAGUCACGAAUGUGAGAGGGUUGCAUGGUUGAUACACAGUAUUUAUACACAAUAUAAUAUAAUUUUUUUUUUCCUCUUUUCAACUCUUUUUUUACGUGCUCAGAUCCUAAGCUACAAUUCUUAUUUCCGUAAGAUUAAAUCCGUAACGCAUUAUGCGAGGAAAUGAUUACUUAUACUUUACUUUACACAAUUCAUUGUUAAUCGAUAGGUCAAUCUCGCAAAAUCGACCCAAAUGCACACUCGUAUUACAGGCUUCAACAUAAAAAUUAAUAUAAAAAAUGCACUCAUAUAUUAAUAAUAUUCUUCUUCACCUCUCUCUCUCUCUCUCUCUCUUUCGCGCCCUCUCUUUUUCUCUUUCUUUCACUUAAUUUUACCAUCGAUCAAUUCAUUUAUGCCUUAUUGUCACGAGUCAGAAUGCCUGUUGGUAUGUAUCUGUUAAUAUUUAAUAUUUUUAUCAAAAUCGAGUUUACAAUAAAUUAUUUACAUUUUAAUUAAGAGCGUACUAAAAUUUAUUUUGACAUUUGCAAAAUUAUUACUCCUAUAUUCUCGUUAAUAAUAAUAUUUGUGUGCUCUUUAAUACGAUUUUCAAUAAUAAUUAUUAUCGCCAUAGUAAAAGGCAAUAAAACUGACAGGAAGUUUUAAAUAUUAAGAACGUACUCAAUGGACGUUUAUUUAAAUGUGUUAUAGCUGAGAAAGUUUAACAGUCUUUACGUUACGUAGUCUAAAAUAUUUUACUUAAUUCCCCCUACCCACAGGCAUCCUGAGAAGCGUUGAUGAGUGUUUGUGAUUCUCGAAACAUGUUCCAUAAAAAUAUAGCUAAAUGACGAAGAACUAUAUAAUUAUCACUUGUGGCGAGUAACAUCAACGAUCCGUCUUUCUGCUGACUAUUGUGGAGAAAUAAUCUAAAUUCGCGAAAAAAAUUAUUGUCCUAUAUCGCAAAAAAAUUAAGAAACGUUAAUAAUUGUAAGAACCAUUUUAUUCAUUUGAAUGUCCAAAUUUUUGUAAAGCGGACGAAUCGCCGAGUUGCUCCCUUAAAUACGAUAUUGCGGUAACUAAAACUAUUGUAGGAAGUUAGGAUAAUUCUUUUCAAUUAGGCGAGAUCUCGUUUCAAGAACACCCUGUAGAAAAAGCUUGGUCCUAGAACAAUUUUACUAGAUAUGUGCAAUGGUACUGUUUCUUGCGCUUAGAUUAUCUUCUGCACUGAGAAACAAAAUUCUAGGGAUGCAAAGUAUAGUGCAUAUAAUACUACAUCGAAUAAAAAAAAAGAAGAGAUCUUUCACCGGAAAGAACAAAGUGCCAUUAAGAAUGAAAACGGCUAAUCGCGGCAAAGCGGUCGAAAUGAAAAUUUCAUUCGGUGAAUUUUGCUCCCCGGACACUUUAUAAAUGCUAUUAUUUUUUUUUGUAUACCAAAAUCGAAACUCUACUUAAGUAUAUUUACGUCUUGAGAGGCACAAACGCGCCCAAAGAUCGAGCAAUAUACAAACUAUUCUUAUCAACGGAAAUACAUUUUUAUACAAUCGAUAGCGAGAACGAAACUUUCUUUCUCUCUUUCUCUCUUUCUUCUCUUUGAUUCCUUCGUAAUUGAUUUUAGAAUAGAUGAGGAUUUUAGAGACUCAACAAACAAUAUAAUCAUAAUACGGUGAACAUUUAUAAGUUCAUGCAAUUAAUAAUAAAUUGUCGAAAAUGAGGAAAUAAUAUAAAGCGUAUUUUAAUUUUUUAUUUAUUGUUGGAAUUUAUAUCAAAAGUACGCAUGAACUUAUAAACUCAUCUUAAUAAUUAUCAUUUCUUCAAAUGUUAUCUGCUUACUUCCUCAUUUAUUAAAUUGCCUACUACUAUUUCUCCUCAAUAUGCAUUAAACGUAUAGAAUGUUUUUUCAGAGAAACGUUUCUCUCCCUUCCAUUUUAUUAAAAUUAAUUCCUCCUUCCAAAUAGCAGAAGCCUAAUAUUUUUCGAUCCUUCUUUAAACCCCAUUUAUUUUCUUCAUCUUGUAUCGAACGCGCCGACUGACUUUACUCGAUUGAUCCACGUACGUUUGCAUUGAGCACAUAUACACAUACGCGCGCACAUACUCGCAUACACACACGCAUUUUAUCACCAGUGGCAGUAAAAUGUAAAACUAUUAUGCGACGUUGACAAUCGAGUGCCAGCGCGUAACAAAUGCACUUUUAACCUCUCUGUUUUACAGAAAUGCGGAUUAUUACGAUUAAAUUAAAAUUAGGAAUUAACUUAAACGGAAAAGACGAACGCGAACGCGUGUGUAAAAAAAGUGCGUUUUGCCGAAACGAAGAGUUAAUCUCUUCCACGCACGUGUGCACAGAUUUCUCUUUCUAUCAGGGAUGCAAGAUAUAUUAACGAUAGAUAUUCUAUGUUUCUUGCAAUAAAAUACAAUCUUUUUUCGUAAAAUAAAUAAUAAAGUAAAUAGUUAAAUAAAAUAAUAAGAUACAUUUUUUUUAGUGAAACUUUCAUGAAACGAUACUGUAAAUGGACAAAGUAUUUUCUUUACAUUUUCAAUAAAAAGGAUAAAAAUAUGUCAGAGAAAUAAAAAUAGUUGUUAGCAUCUACCUAUAUAUAAUCACAGUUUUUUUCACAGUAGUCUCUUUUCAGUAAUUUAAUGUUCUAAAAUUCUUUCUCUUAAAAUUGGAGUUUGCGACAUACUUCGGCGCUUCCAUUAAUUAAAAAAAAAAA
This is a messenger RNA of Formica exsecta, 12972 nucleotides long. It is a transcript of the gene Gprk2, whose product is annotated as G protein-coupled receptor kinase 5. The transcript is spliced from 7 exons. Lineage: Eukaryota; Metazoa; Arthropoda; Insecta; Hymenoptera; Formicidae. Gene Ontology annotation, molecular function: ATP binding; G protein-coupled receptor kinase activity. Gene Ontology annotation, biological process: signal transduction; regulation of signal transduction; protein phosphorylation. The record is from RefSeq and is a predicted model, not a curated record. Gene Ontology annotation, cellular component: cytoplasm. The coding region runs from base 1233 to 3008 and encodes 591 amino acids.